UGUAUACAUAAAUUGAAUGUCAAUUCACGACUUCCCUCACAAGAUGAUUUUUCUCCAAACAAGCGAGCAACGAUGGAAUUCGAUUAUGUUGUCAAAAACGUUGGGGAGUUCGGGAGGAUUCAGUUAAUAAUGACAAUAUUUUUUGGACUCACUACAGCAUCGGUAGCCCUACAAAUGAUCGUGACAGUAUUCAUGCAACAAACACCAGAACACAGGUGUGCCAUUCCAGGCCUGGUAAAUGACACCUUCGAAAUCCAGAGUCCCUGGCACCAAUGUCUUAUCAACCAAACCAUUCCUGUAGACGAGAAUGGGGAGUAUGAGGGAUGUCUGUGGCGUAGUGGAAAUUACUCCAAAAAUGAAAGUGUGUGGCCGUGCAAAGACUGGGUUUAUGAUACAUCUGUAUUCCCGAGAACGUUUCCUACGGAAUUUGAUCUACUUUGUGACAGUUCCUUGCUUAUUAACAUGGCGAACGUGGUCUAUCUGGUAGGAGUGGCUGUGGGGGCAGCUGGCGGGGGCCUGGUAGCAGACUACACUGGUCGUAAGUUGGUUUCAUUUAUCGCCUGCUUUAUCCACGGGAUAGCAGGGAUAGGGGCUGCAUUUUCACCUAACUACGGGGCUUAUGUCGCAUUCCGGUGCUUUGUUGGCAUCUGCCACGGCGUCUUGAACAAUACUGUCAUUGUCCUUUGUAUGGAGUUUGUGUCGCCAAGAAAACGUAUAAUAUCCCUAUGCACGGCAGCUUUUUCAUGGGGGACAGGUAUUCUCCUGGGAACUCUGGAAGCUUAUCUUAUACGGGACUGGAGAUAUUUGCAGUUAGCUGUUGCCUUGCCAUCAGUUCUUUACCUACUAUUCUGGUGGCUAACAGUUGGUGUGUCAUGGUACGGCCUCACGUUGAAUCAAGGUUCCUUAGACGGUGACAUCUUUAUCAAUGCUUUCGUUUUGGCUCUUAUCGAUUUUAUAUCCGCCUUCGCAUUGCUGAUCAUCAAUAGAAUUGGAAGGAAAACGACGUACUGUGUAGCCAUGAUGCUAUCUGCAUUGGCUAUGUUGUCGACUAUACUGAUGCAUUUCUUUGCAAACAAAGAGAGUUCAGCUACCAGUGCCACCUUUACAGCUUUGUACACAAUUGGAAAACUUGGCGUUAGUUGUUGCUACACCCUUCUUUUCAUGUGGAAUGGAGAGUUCUAUCCAACAGCCUUGCGAAACUUCGGGCUUGGUAUAGGAUAUGCAUUUGGUAGUCUAGGGGCUGUGGUUUCCCCGAUUGUGAUGGACCAGCUUAUGGAACACCCUUACCUCGGUAACACUAUGCCAAUGAUGCUGUUUGGCUCUAUGACAUUGGUUUCUUCAUUGAGCGGUCUGUAUCUUCCCGAAACAGCCCAUAAACACCUACCGGAGACUUUGGAGGAUGCCGAGAACUUUGGAGUAUAA
This is a messenger RNA of Lingula anatina, 1422 nucleotides long. Its product is annotated as organic cation transporter protein. Lineage: Eukaryota; Metazoa; Brachiopoda; Lingulata; Lingulida; Lingulidae. Gene Ontology annotation, molecular function: transmembrane transporter activity. Gene Ontology annotation, cellular component: membrane. The record is from RefSeq and is a predicted model, not a curated record. Gene Ontology annotation, biological process: transmembrane transport.